Messenger RNA from Fusarium verticillioides 7600, 927 nucleotides. RefSeq lists its product as hypothetical. NCBI's taxonomy places the organism in Eukaryota, Fungi, Ascomycota, Sordariomycetes, Hypocreales, Nectriaceae. Bases 1 to 927 code for a protein of 308 amino acids. The transcript is spliced from 3 exons. The record is from RefSeq and is a predicted model, not a curated record.
AUGCCUCAAACAACUUCCAAAUCCUUCCACAGCCUUAGCGUUGAGCAUCCCGGCUUCGUUAAGCACCCAAAGUUCUGGACUGUGCAUCAUCUUGACGUCGUCAACUGCAUCUUCCAGCAAGUCGAAGCUGACGAUGCACCUGAAUAUGUCAUUCUUGAUACCGAACAGGACGAACAGAUGACGAAGUCGGCGUUGAGACUCGCUCGUGAAAACCUCGCGGAUAUGAAGCAUUUCUGGGUCGAGGAGCUUCUCCUUGGUAACAAGCUAACUCCCAUCACUUUUAUCCACGAAUCGGACUAUCGCCUCUACUUUGGCUAUGGCCACUACCGAGUUCCCCUGUGUGAUUCGAACAUCUGCAUCUACUGCAUCAAGAAGGAGAUGUGCCUCCCGGACGCCAAUCCCAUCAUUGGGUACUACAAGUACAACGUCGAUAAGGAGCGUCAGCAGAAGCUCAACGCACAACCUGGUCCCGGCGGCGUCAACAAUGACCCCUUUCAACGCAUCUGCGACAUUAAAUAUCGCCAAGUGACUCUCACAGAUUGGCGACACGACCCGUACAUUGUUUGCCUCCUGCUGAGCUUAGCACAACUCCAGGAUCGCAUGGCCCUCACCCCUCCGGAGGGAACAUUUCUGGCACGCCUCCUCGUCACGAACAUGAACGAUCUGACAAAUGCUUACGUCUACAAGGCGGAUAUCCCCCACCAGCUUCUCGACAGUCUGGAUGUCCCUACCCGCACCAUCGAGGACUUUGUCUUUCCCACUGUCAAUUACGUAGUGGUGUCUUUUGAACCGUACUCGACCUUUGCGGAUCGCGUCCGGGUCCAGUUGGCGGGCCAUGAGUACUUUCCACAACCUGGCCUAGCUCGACCUGAUCUGGUGUCACCAUCGGAACCGCAUGGUGAGAAGCGAAAGCGCGAUGAGGACUAA